CCGGUGGAUAUCCGUAUUUUAUGUGUGGUUUAAUAAAAAAGAGAGCGGUAAUUUCAGUCUGGAAUGUUCGCGGUCAGCCCGUGAUGUGACCGGUGGGGUCCUGACAGUGGGGCUGUGUGUAGUUUAUCAUGGCGGCGAACAGCGCGAGCGGUAAAAGCGGCGGAAAGCAGUCCUCUCCGUCUGCUGAGCAGGUGGUGGCUACUUUCCAGAGGAUGCGACAGGAGCAGCGCAGCAUGGCCUCCAAGUCUGCAGAGUUUGAGAUGGAGAUCAAUGAACACAGCCUCGUCAUCGACACGCUGAAGGAAGUCGAUCCGUCGCGGAAGUGCUUUCGUUUAGUCGGCGGCGUGCUUGUGGAGAGGACUGUCAAAGAAGUCCUGCCUGCGCUAGAAAACAAUAAAGAACAGAUCACGAAGAUCGUGGAGUCGCUCAACACACAGAUGCAGGUGAAAGGACGGGAGCUGACGGAGUACCGCGAGCGCUACAACAUCCGACUGGUCGGAGAGGACGACAAACAGAGCAAAGCGGACGCCAGUCCAGCCAAAGAGAGUGAAGGGGGCUCUAAAGGAGGCGCUGGAGUGCUCGUCUCAAAGUUAAACACUGGGUUAAACUGAGCUGGCAUGUUUCUAUUCAGUCUGACAGAAGCCAGUCAGAAAGCACGAACGAUAGUGAAAGUAAUGCAUGUUUCGUACAUUCAUAAUAUCAAAACACAACUCACAACAACAGCUGUCCUAACCAAACACUUACAGACGAAUGCAUUGUUUCCAUUAUUUGCUUUUCGUUUCAGUUCAUUGCAAAUAAAUAGUCAACAAACGUGACUGCACAAAUUCACCGUAUUCAAGAUGAGGCUUGACUUUCACUUUCAUCAGCUUUGGGAAGAUGUCAUGUUUACUGAUUAAUAUUUGGAGUGAGACGACGGCUGUCUCGUAUCCU
Molecule: messenger RNA, 930 nt
Organism: Carassius carassius (crucian carp)
Lineage: Eukaryota; Metazoa; Chordata; Actinopteri; Cypriniformes; Cyprinidae
Product: prefoldin subunit 2-like
Exons: 4
Coding region: 129-611 (160 amino acids)
Biological process (GO): protein folding
Cellular component (GO): cytoplasm; prefoldin complex
Molecular function (GO): protein folding chaperone
Source: RefSeq, a predicted model, not a curated record